Molecule: messenger RNA, 1783 nt
Organism: Tachyglossus aculeatus (Australian echidna)
Lineage: Eukaryota; Metazoa; Chordata; Mammalia; Monotremata; Tachyglossidae
Gene: SARS2
Product: seryl-tRNA synthetase 2, mitochondrial
Exons: 16
Coding region: 9-1520 (503 amino acids)
Biological process (GO): mitochondrial seryl-tRNA aminoacylation
Cellular component (GO): mitochondrion
Molecular function (GO): ATP binding; serine-tRNA ligase activity; tRNA binding
Source: RefSeq, a predicted model, not a curated record
CGAGGGCAAUGCGGCGGCUGCCCACGCUGCUCCGGAGCCUCCAGCGCUGGGAGCCGGGCCGCCGGGGCUGCUCCAAUGGCGGCGGCGGCGGCGGGCAGAGGCGGCCCCAGAGCCUCCUGUUCGAGCACGUGCGCCUCGGCUACAGCUCCAGGCCCCAGCUGGACAUGGGCCCCUACUGCGCACGCGCGGAGGAGGCGGCGCGGGACGUGGACCGCCGGAAGGGCCCGUUGAGUUCGGACGACCUGCUGGAAGUUGUGUCCAUCUGGAAGCGGCUAGAGAAGGUCAAAGAGGAGAUCGAGAGGAUCAAAGACGAGAAGGUGACCGUGACCGACCAAGUGAAGUCCCAGCUGGAGAACCACGACAAGUCCGCCGUGCAGGAGGACCCCAGCCACCGGGCCCUGCUGAGCCGCGGCCGGGAGCUCCGGAAACAGCUCAAGAUCCUGAUCCGGGAGAGGGAGCGGCUGGAGGAGCUGUUCUACCCCCGCGCCCUCAAGCUCCCCAACAGCACGCACCCCGAUGUGCCUGUCGGGGAGGAGCCCCAGGCCCGCGUGGUGGAGGUGGUCGGCCAGAAGCCAGUGUUCUCCUUCCUCCCCCGGCGGCACCUGGACAUCGGGGAGCGGCUGGACAUCAUCCGGCAGAAGCGCCUGUCCCACGUGUCCGGCCACCGCUCCUACUACCUGCGCGGGGCCGGCGCCCUGCUCCAGCACGCCCUGGUCAGCUUCGCCCUCCGCAAGCUCGUCGGCAAGGGCUUCACCCCCAUGGUUGUGCCGGAUCUGCUGAGAGGAGCCGUCUUUGAAGGCUGCGGGAUGAACCCCCAGGCCAGCCCCCCACAGAUCUACAACCUCGACCCCACCUGCUUCCAGGACCUGAAUCUGGCGGGCACCGCGGAGGUGGGCCUCGCAGGGUAUUUCAUGGAUCAUGCAGUGGCGCUGAAGGAUCUGCCCGUUAGAAUGGUCUGCUCCAGCACGUGCUACCGGGCCGAGACGGACAAGUGCCAGGAGCCCCACGGCCUCUUCCGCGUCCAUCACUUCACCAAGGUGGAGAUGUUCGGGGUGACGGCGGCCGAGACGGGGCGGGAGAGUGCCGCCUUGCUGGACGAGUUCGUCUCCAUCCAGAAGGAGAUUUUCUCCGAGCUGGGACUGCACUUCAGGGUCAUGGACAUGCCGACGCGGGAGCUGGGCCCGCCGGCCCACCGCAAGUUCGACGUGGAGGCUUGGAUGGCUGGGAGGGGCGACUUCGGAGAGAUCUCCAGCGCCUCCAACUGCACCGACUUCCAGAGCCGCCGCCUUCACAUCAUGUACGAGGACGCCGCCGGCCGGCUGGCUCACGCGCACACCGUGAACGGGACGGCCUGUGCGGUGCCCCGCCUCCUCAUCGCCCUCCUGGAGAAUAACCAGCUGAAGGACGGCAGCGUGCUGGUACCCCCCGUCCUCCAGCCCUACGUUGGCACCGAGCGGCUGACGGCUCCCACGCACGCGCCCCUCAGAUACAUCGGCCCCAACCAGCCCCUUUGGGCCUGACUUUGUCUCGCCCGCCGCGGGGGCUUGAGAGCGAGAGAGAAAGCGUACGGCCGGAACGCAUCUAGGCCCAACUCUCCUGCGGCCUGGAAGGGGGGUGGCAAUAAGUAGGCUGGAGUUGGGGGCGUCCACCACCCCUAAACCGGCAUCCUCGGCCUUCCCCCUUCCUCCCUGAGGAGGGAAGAGGUGUUUUCCCACCUCCCAGGGAGAGGGGGGCUCACCGCGGGUCGCCCCGUCCUCCCCACCAAUAAACGAGAACCAGAGGG